CAUCAGUCUCUUUUAUCCUCGCACAGUUGACGCAUCUUCACAUCAGGCGUAUCAGACAUAUUUUCAAGUCUUUCAGAACAAUCGCCUAUCUUACUGCUUAAGUUAUCUCGCUCGUGCCAUUCGUGAUUAUGGCACCCAAAGGCAAGAACCCCAAUCCGAGUGGACUAGGGAGAGCCAUCAUCAACAAGAAGGCUAAGGAUGCCCGACAUGCAUUCGAGUCUGGAAAUUAUACCACCGACAUGGAUUCAACGUCCCGUCUCAAAUCGGUUACACAAGAGAAAGAUUUGGACGAGUUCUUGAACACUGCGACAUUGGCGGGAACUGAGUUCACUGCCGAACGUAGAAACGUGAAGAUUAUCCAAGCUUCCACAAAUUCAGCUCAGAAUCCGUACCUUCUGUCCGACCAAGAAGAAAAGAUCACGAUCAAAAAGCAUCAAGAGAACAAACAGCGACUCCGAGUUCCCAGAAGACCGCCCUGGACAAAAGCAAUGACUACGGCACAAUUGGAGAGGCAAGAGAAGGACGCUUUCUUAGAAUGGCGGAGGGGUCUCGCUGAUCUCCAAGAUCGCGAGAAUUUCCUACUCACACCCUUUGAGCGCAAUCUCGAAGUCUGGCGGCAAUUAUGGCGUGUCUUGGAACGCUCACAUCUUGUCGUGCAAAUUGUCGACGCUCGGAACCCGUUAAGAUUCCGCUGCGAAGAUCUAGAAUCUUAUGUUCAUGAUGUGGAAGGAGCGGAGGGAGAACAAGGGACUGGUAAAGGGAAGCGCAAGAGCCUUUUACUCAUCAACAAGGCAGAUCUCCUUAGUGCGACUCAAAGGCGACUAUGGGCCGAUUAUUUUGACUCUCAGGGGGUCCAGUACGCAUUCUUCUCGGCUGCCAAUGCUACGGCUUUACAGGAAGCCCGAAGAGAGGCGGAACAGAGAGCACAGGAAGCUAAUGCGGAUGCCAAUUUUUCGAGUGACUAUGAGGAGGAAGAGGAGGAGGAGGAGGAGGAAUCGUUGCUGCCACAUACUGCAGAUGCCAACGACGAGGACAUGCAUGAAGAUUCUUCGUAUUCGGAGGCGGAGUCAGACCCUGACGAAAGUAUGUAUUUCUCAGCCGAGGAAGACACAUCGGAUGGUCAAGAUCCUCGUGCCAGGGUUCUAUCGGUGCUCGAAUUGGAAGACCUUUUUCUGAAGAUAGCACCGGAUUUGUCUGGAUUUCCUGACUCGUCUGGCAAUCCACCGUCACGACUGGUUGUCGGUCUCGUUGGUUAUCCCAAUGUUGGAAAGUCAAGUACCAUCAAUUCCUUGUUGGGCGAAAAGAAGGUCUCAGUAUCUGCGACACCGGGGAAAACGAAGCAUUUCCAGACUAUUCGUUUGUCUGACAAUAUUGUCUUGUGCGAUUGCCCUGGUUUGGUUUUCCCACAGUUCGCGACUACUAAAGCGGAUCUUGUAUGUGAUGGGGUUUUGCCCAUUGAUCAAUUGCGAGAACACACUGGUCCUGUCGGUUUGGUAGUCAAAAGAAUCCCAACGGAUGUUCUCGAAAUGACCUACGGUCUUACGAUCAGGGUCAAAGGAGUAGAAGAAGGUGGAGAUGGAAAGAUUACAGCUGAGGAUUUCCUGAUCACGUAUGCCGUCGCAAGAGGUUUCUCACGUUCGGGUAUGGGAAACCCUGACGAAGCUCGGGCUGCAAGAUACAUACUAAAGGACUACGUCAAUGCUAAACUCCUCUUCUGUCAACCACCACCUGAUAUCCCCGAGGAUGCAUUCAAUGAACAAACGCGCCAGUUGGCUUUGAAACGCGCCGCUGGCAAAAAGCGGGCUCCCACCACGCAUGUCGGGAAAAACGCUUUCACCUUUGUUCCUGGACUCGCGAACCCACCAAUCAUCAACGGUAACAUCCUUCCAGCACAAGGACAGGGUUACAAGACGCGUGAUCUGGAUAUGCAGUUUUUCCACGACAGCUCCGGGCUUUCAGCAAGGCCCUAUGUCAAGGGGGGUGCCGGACGUGCUCCACAGGAAUUCAGUAGGAUGAAGCUGUAUCCUCAUCAGAACUCGAUCACAAAUGAUGGGACUUCACUGGGUGGCCGGAGAGCGAGGAUCGCGUCUGUGCUUUCCAGUGCAGGCGAGUCCCACCCCGGAAAGAAACAACACAAGAAGGGUAAAAGGGUAAAACAAAGGAGUGGGAAGGGUUACGAUUAGAUGCUCUGUAUUUUACGGUGGCGGUAUGUACGAGCUUAUAGCCUUAGCUUUGCGACGUUCGAGCUUUUCUGUAUGUUCUAUAACAUUGCAUAUUAUUGGCA
This is a messenger RNA of Heterobasidion irregulare TC 32-1, 2284 nucleotides long. RefSeq lists its product as uncharacterized. The transcript has 8 exons. The record is from RefSeq and is a predicted model, not a curated record. Gene Ontology annotation, biological process: ribosomal subunit export from nucleus. Lineage: Eukaryota; Fungi; Basidiomycota; Agaricomycetes; Russulales; Bondarzewiaceae. Gene Ontology annotation, cellular component: cytosol. Gene Ontology annotation, molecular function: GTP binding; GTPase activity. Bases 129 to 2183 code for a protein of 684 amino acids.